This is a messenger RNA of Taeniopygia guttata (zebra finch), 3367 nucleotides long. It is a transcript of the gene DENND2D, whose product is annotated as DENN domain containing 2D. Lineage: Eukaryota; Metazoa; Chordata; Aves; Passeriformes; Estrildidae. Gene Ontology annotation, cellular component: nucleoplasm; cytosol. The record is from RefSeq and is a predicted model, not a curated record.
UCUUCCCUUACCGCCAUGUCCUGUACUCCCGGAUCCCCCAUCCCCAGUUCCUCCUGGCAUCCUCGGCUCCCUGCUCCCCUCAUUCCCGAUCCUCCCGGGCCCCCCGUGCCCGUUUCUCCCGGUUUCCCGGACUACCCCGUGCCCCAGUGCGCGCUCUCCCCGGACGAGUGCUCCGUGCCCGGCCGGUGCCAGGUGCUGCCCGGCUCCCCGCUCCUCCUCCUCUCCGCCCCGAGCCGUCCCUCCUCCCCCGGGAAAGCGAAAGUGCGGCGGGCGGAAGCCGAGCGCUCCCCGCCGGGCCGGGCCGGGCCGGGCCCGCACCGGGACCGCACCGGGACCGCGCCGGGACCGCACGGGGCCACCAUGGCUUCCAUCGGCAGCUUCUUGCGACGGAGCCUGCGGCGCGCCGGCCGCAGAGAAGGAAAAGAUGGGGCCUCUGCUGCAGAAAACACCCCCCCACGGGUACCGCAGGGGAAUCAGGGGGAGCGGAGCUCAGUCUUCUACUCUGCUGGACAGUUCUUCUUUGAGUACCUGGUGGUGGUGUCACUGAAGAAGAUGUCAGAUGGACAUUAUGAACCCAAAAUAACCUACCAGUUCCCAAAGCGUGAGAACUUGCUGAAGGGCCAGAAGGAGGAGGAGGAACGUCUCCUCGAAGCCAUCCCCCUCUUCUGCUUCCCUGACGGCAACAACUGGGCACCUAUCACUGAGUUCACCAGCGAAACCUUUUCUUUUGUCCUGACAAAUGUGGAUGGCAGCAGGAAGAUUGGCUACUGCAGGCGGCUGCUGCCAUCCGGGCGUGGUGUCCGACUCCCUGAGGUUUUCUGCAUCAUCAGCUGCCUGGGCUGCUUUGGGCUCUUCUCCAAGAUCCUGGACGAAGUGGAGAAGAGGCGCCAGAUCUCCAUGGCAGUGAUCUACCCCUUCAUGCAGGGCCUGCGGGAAUCGCCCUUCCCAGCUCCAGGGAAAACUGUCACCAUCAAAAGCUUCAUCCCUGAGUCGGGCACAGAGCUCAUUGAGCUCACACGGCCUGUGGAUGCCCACCUGGAGCACGUGGAGUUCCAGGCUCUGCUCCAACGACUCAGCCCUCACCUCAUCCUGCUCAUCUUCGCCUCCGCCAUGUUGGAGCGACGGCUCAUUUUCCUGGCUGAGGAACUGAGUGUCCUGUCUCAGUGUAUCCACGCUGUGGCUGCUCUCCUGUACCCCUUCACCUGGGCUCACACCUACAUCCCCGUGGUCCCUGAGUGCCUGCUGGACACCGUGUGCUGUCCCACACCCUUCAUGGUCGGCAUCCAGAGGCGGCACCUGGAGCGGGUCCUGGAGCAGCCAAUGGAGGAGGCUCUGAUAGUUGAUCUCUGUGAAGGGAAGAUCAUCCGGGCGGUGGGGGAUGAGGAGGAGAUCCUGCCUGGAAAGCUGCAGAACGAGAUGCUGCUAUCUCUGAACAGGCACAACAGCAACAACAACGAACACACCUCGGAGCAGCUGAACGCUCUGGUGUCAGAGGCCUUCGUGCACUUCUUUGUGCGGCUGGUCGGGCACUACGGCUCCCACAUCAAGUGGGGCAGGAGCGGCUCUGGCAGCUUCCAGGAACGAGCCUUCUGCAAGGCCAUCGCCUCCAAGAGCUGCCGCAGGUUCCUGAAAAAGUUUGUGAAGACAAACAUGUUCUCCCUAUUUAUUGAGGAAGCGGAGAAGAGCAGGAUCCCACAGGAAGCAUAUUUCCAGCAGAAAAUAAUAGAGUACCAUGAACAGAAGAAGCACCGAAGGGACUCCUGAAGUCCAGUGUGGGAGCAGGGGAACAGGACUGAGAUUGACACAUCCCUGCCAGCAGCACCAUACUGGACUCUGUUCCUGCCCACCUGGGACUCCUGAGCUGCCUGGGCAGCACUGAGCACCCUUUCUUUCUCAGGGCAUCAUUGCACUGGAAACCUCUUUGCACAGAACUAGCACCAGGCUGGGAUUUCUUUCCUGAUGGUGGUCACUCCAGGGACAGACUGUGACUCCCAGUGCUUGGCCCUGCACGGUUCUUGUCCCCCCAACACCUCACACAGAGGGAGGGCAGCCAGGGCUGGCUGCAGGACAACAGGGGUUUAGAGUAACUAUUGGAAGGGAGAAAAAAAAAGGGAUGAGUAGGAAAUAAUGUUACUUCUCAUUAAAACAAACCAGGGAUUUGCAAAUAAGGAACAUCCCAUUGCACAGUUCCUGAGGUUUUGUUAUUAACAACUGGGUUUAUAUUGUUUUAUUGAGCCAUUGUUGAACACCAGCAGGAGUGGAGGCAGGGGGGCGGUGUUAGUGGUUUCCUCUCUUGCAGCUGCUGCAUCAUUGGUGCCACAUAGAGCCAAGUUUGGCUUUCUAAGGAAACAAAAAUACUCAUUUCCAGCAGGUUAUUUAUUUGUGCUGGAGAAAACUGUGAGGGCCACAUGGCUGUGGGGUGUCAAGGGGAAACAGCUGAUCAACAGCUUCAAUGAGGUGACGGAGGAAGGAUUUGUUCCAUCCCAGAGUAAAACGUGUCACCAUCCUCCUUGGGUCUGGUCUUGGUGCCACCUUCUCUUAAAACCUUGCAAUUCCUCUCUGAAAUGUGAGGCCAGCAGCAGAUCAAAGCUAAAUGACAGUUCUCCUUUUGGAAUACACUCACCCAGGAAAUAAAUAUUGCAGCAGGGAAGCUGGGCUGGUGCUGCAGAACUGACUGGUCCCAUCAACAGAAACCCAAUGUAGUACUUCUCCCAGCACAGGCUGGGAAUGAAGGCAAAGCUUCAUUCUUCUCUCUGAGAUGUUACAGCCAGGCUGUCACAUCACCUGGUACCCACCAGGCAUCAAAAUAUCAAAAAUGUCCUGGAAUCAUGGAAUCUCAGACUGUUUUGGGAUGGAAGGGAUGUUCAUGAUCACCCAAUUCCACCCCCUGCCAUGGGCAGGGACACCUUCCACUACCCAGGUUGCUCCAAGCCCCAUCUAGCCUGGCCUUGGACACUUCCAGGGAUCCAAGGGCAGCCACAGCUGCUCCAGGCAACCUGUGCCAGGGCGUCACCACCCUCACAGGGAAGGUGACAUCCCAUCUAAAAAUCUCCUAUUUUAGUUUAAAUCCAUUCCUUCCUUGUCAUAUCACUGUUUCCUUGUGUAAAAAUUCACUCUUCUUUUUUUACAGGUAUUUGUUAAGUUCUGGUUUUAAUACCCUCCCUUUAAUGCCCAGACAGACUGUGUGCUGGGGACACCCUAGGAAGGCUCAGCUAGAGCUUCUGGGAGCAGGGACACUGGGGCUGGGUCACAUUGCAGCACAUCAGCAUAACCCGCAGUGUAUUUUUAAAUCCUUCUUCCUGCUCGAGAUUUGCCCAACACUUGAUCCAAGCCUACAACAGUAAAUAAAACAACGCCAAGAAAUGUU